AUGCGUCUUUUUCCCAUAUUGGGGGUUUCCAGUUUGCUGUGCAACGCCGCAAGAGCCAUCGAAGUGAACUUUGACGAUACCCAGUCGGUGAAGGAUGCCGCGAGCACCAUAGCGUUUGGUCUCAUGAGUUACUACACUGGCAACAACACGGGCGAUGUGCCAGGGAACCUACCGGAUCCUUACUUCUGGUGGAAAGCCGGAGCCAUGUUCGGCACCAUGGUCGACUACUGGUUCUUGACAGGGGACCCCUCCCACAACGAGGCCACGAUGCAGGCGCUAUUACACCAACGAGGCGAAAACGAUGACUUCAUGCCGAAAAACCAGACCCUGUCCCUGGGCAACGACGACCAGGGCUUCUGGGCCAUGGCGGCCAUGAGCGCCGCCGAGAACAACUUCCCCGACCCGCCCGACGACAUGCCGCAGUGGCUGGCCCUGGUGCAGGCCGCCUUCAACCAGUGGGUCACGCGGUGGGACGACAGGUCGUGCGGCGGGGGGCUGCGGUGGCAGAUCUUCUUCAUCAACGGCGGCUUCGACUACAAGAACUCCAUCUCCAACGGCUGCUUUUUCAACCUGGCCGCCCGGCUCGCCCGCUUCACCGGCAACCAGACCUACGCCGACUGGGCGCAGCGCGUGUGGGACUGGGAGGUGGCCACGGGGCUCAUCACUGACGACUUUCGUGUCUACGACGGUGUCACCGUGCGCGACGACAACGCCGCCGAGUGCCCCGAGAUGGACACGAACCAGUGGUCGUACAACGCCGGCAUCUUCCUGCACGGCGCCGCCGUCAUGUACAACGUCACGGGCGACGACGUCUGGCUGGCGCGGACCCGGGGCCUGCUGGACGAGGCCGAGCGCCGCUUCUUCACCGAGGGCGUUAUGAGCGAGCAGCGCUGCGAGCCCUUCGGCUUCUGCAACCUGGACCAGCGCAGCUUCAAGGGCUACCUGGCGCGCUGGAUGGCCGGCACCGCCCAGGUCGUGCCCCAGACAUUCGACCGCAUCAUGGCCCUGUUGCGGCCCAACGCCGAGGGCGCCGCCGCCGCCUGCUCGGGGGACCCGGUCGAAGGGUUCCGUGGGAUGCCCGGGACCGCCUGCGGCCUGCAGUGGCACCCGCGCGGCUUCUUUGACGGGCUCGUGGGCGUCGGGGAGCAGAUGAACGCGCUCUCGGCCGUCAUGUACACGCUGAUACAACCCGGGCGGACGGCCCCCGUCACGGCCGAGACGGGCGGUUCGUCGAGGGGGGAUCCCGGGGCCGGCAUGGAGCCACACUCGUGGGAUAUGCCGGCCAUAACGACAGCGGACCAGGUGGCGGCGGGGUUCCUGACGUCGGGGAUUGCCCUGAGCCUGGUGGCAGGCUGCAUCUUCAUGGUGAAGUAG
Molecule: messenger RNA, 1374 nt
Organism: Sodiomyces alkalinus F11
Lineage: Eukaryota; Fungi; Ascomycota; Sordariomycetes; Glomerellales; Plectosphaerellaceae
Product: mannan endo-1,6-alpha-mannosidase DCW1
Exons: 2
Coding region: 1-1374 (457 amino acids)
Biological process (GO): carbohydrate catabolic process; fungal-type cell wall biogenesis
Molecular function (GO): mannan endo-1,6-alpha-mannosidase activity
Source: RefSeq, a predicted model, not a curated record